Messenger RNA from Candoia aspera, 2599 nucleotides. RefSeq names its product neuraminidase 1 (gene NEU1). The transcript is spliced from 6 exons. NCBI's taxonomy places the organism in Eukaryota, Metazoa, Chordata, Lepidosauria, Squamata, Candoiidae. The record is from RefSeq and is a predicted model, not a curated record. Gene Ontology annotation, biological process: oligosaccharide catabolic process; ganglioside catabolic process. Gene Ontology annotation, molecular function: exo-alpha-sialidase activity. The coding region runs from base 7 to 1230 and encodes 407 amino acids. Gene Ontology annotation, cellular component: intracellular membrane-bounded organelle; cytoplasm; membrane.
GGGGCGAUGAAGGCCCGGGGCGGCUUCGCGCCGGGGUCGUCUCCGCGGGACGGUCCCGAUUCCGCCCGGAGGAGCCCCUUUCUCUGGGGGCUGCUGGGCCUCGGGCUGUGGUGCUGGCAGGCUGCCGGGAUGUUCGAUCCGGACCAGGUAAAACCCCGCAUUGUCAUGGAGCAGUUGCUGUGGGUCAGUGGCGGUGAAAUCGGGGAGGUGGACACGUUCAGGAUACCCCUCAUCACGGCGACGCCUCACAGCACCCUUUUGGCCUUUUCGGAAGCCAGGAAGACGUCUUCUUCUGACAGUGGAGCUAAAUUCAUAGCCCUUCGCAGAUCAGUAGACAAAGGUGCUAACUGGAGCCCAACUUCAUUCAUAGUUGAUGAUGCUCCCCUAACAGACGGCCUCAACCUUGGAGCUGUGGUGGUCGAUUGGGAAAAGGAGAUGGUGUUCUUGGUGUAUACGCUCUGCGCGCACUACCAAGGGUGCUCCACCGCCAGCGUCAUGAUAAUUCGCAGCUGUGAUGACGGGGUCACGUGGAGUCUUCCCCGUAACCUCUCUGAGGAAGUUGGCACAACCAUGUUUGCCCCUGGACCAGGUUAUGGCAUCCAGAAACACUACGAGCCCAAGAAGGGACGUUUGAUCGUUUGUGGCCAUGGAACUUUAGAACUGGACGGGAUCUCCUGCCUACUCAGCGAUGACCAUGGCACAACCUGGAAAUAUGGGCAACAGCCCUUGCAUGGGAUCCCUUACGGCAUGCAGAAGAAUUUCAGUGACUUUAAUCCUGAUGAAUGCCAGCCCUAUGAGUUGCCAGAUGGCUCCGUGGUGGUGAACGCCAGGAACCAGAACUUCUACCACUGCAGAUGUCGCAUAGUGGUUCGCAGUUACGACGCCUGUGAUAGCCUUCCGCCUGAGAAUGUGAGAUUUGAUGAACUUUUAGUGGAUCCUGCAGUGGCUGCAGGAGCUCUAGUCAAAUCUGGUCUGGUUUUCUUCACUAAUCCAGCCCAUCAUCAGUUGCGAGUCAACUUGACAUUGCGCUGGAGCUUCACCAACGGAUCUUCUUGGUGGAAACGGCCCUUGCUGAUCUGGAGAGGAGCCAGUGGCUACUCCUCCAUGACAACGUUGGACAGAAAUGGUCUGUGGGGUGACAACUGCCUCUUCAUCAUUUACGAGAAGGGCGAAGCCCAGUAUACAGAGAGCAUCUCUGUGGCCAAGAUUAGCCUCAACGGUCAGCUCUGACCAUCCUCAAGGGCUCAACCAGCUCCCUUUCUGGGCAUCAGAAACGUUCUCAGACUUUGUAAUUGCAGGGAAAGGAAGAUCUGUGCUGAGACUGGGGAGAAACCAAACAGCCUGGUGGAGGGGACUGUUCAGUGCGAUUGAAGGACGUAGCUAGAGAGCUUGGGCAUGUCCCAGCAGAAAUAGGAGUGGCUCCAGAGGACCACCAAUUAUUCUCCAGCUCACCCCACACUGCCCUUCGUGCCUGCCUACUAAGCAAUAUACACCCGAACCUCUCCUUCAUUUCUUUCUGGCUUUCUGAGGUAGAAUCUAAUUUUCUGUGCUUCUCUUACAUUUCUGAAUGAGUAGAGAUUUAUGGAAAGUGUGAGCAGAUCGGGUAGGAUGGGCAGAUCCGUGGAAUGAAACACAAAGGUAGCCGUGAUCAGAUUUGCAAUGAAUAAAUUAAUGCACCUUCACUGACUCUCUUGAAAAUAAACUGAAAUGGAAUCGAGUGCAGAAGAUGUCGCUUGCUGGCCCAAAAAACUAAAACCUGCAUAGAUGGACCUGGGAGUUCACAAGCAGGGGGGUGUGUGGGAGAACAAGCCAGUUUUUCUUCUGUGUCCACCAAGAUCUCUGAUUUCAAAUGAAUGUAUUUAAAACCUAUUUCCCCAUUUUUCUGAUGGAACAGGUUGCCUGUGCGGCUUACAAAAAUAAGGGAAGUUGGGCCGUGAAUUUUAGAGUGUAAAAAUACAUGGCACAAAACAAAAAGGGGUUGGGGCAGGGGGGAGAACAAGCAGGCAAUGGUUUUGAGGUACAUUUGUAAAAAUAUUCUUCGAGCAGAUGUGCCUGAAACAAGCUCUCUGCAUCUGCUACUUCGCUACUGACAGACCUCAGGAGUGGGAAAUCCAUGGGCUGCAUUGAGCCUCCCGCCCAACCUAGUUUUUACUCCUCCAGCACCUCAAGAUCAGCAAAACAGUUGCAUUUUGGUGGCCUGUUUUCAAGGACGGAUUGACAAUGGUUUGUACCCAUAGAUUUCCAUUCAUUCCUACCCUAAAAAUCCCAGCCUUAAAUCCACCCAUCUUAAAGUUGCUAAGCUUAAGGAACACCGCUCUAACCAGUUGAAGCACUUACCCUUGCUUAUCUUUUGAAGAUGAGUCCAUCAUGCUUCCUGGAUUUAGUUGUUUCUUUACGCCAGUGGCUAGAGGUUAAUCUGCACAUACUUUGCUUUCUUUUCACUCACACAUCUCAUGGGCCCAUACUGGGACCUUAAGGUAAAGGUAAAGGUUUCCCUUGACGUAAAGUCCAGUCGUGUCCGACUCUAGGGGACGGUGCUCAUCUCCGUUUCUAAGCCUUAGAGCCGGCGUUGUCCGGAGACACUUCCGGGUCAUGUGGC